Marasmius oreades (fairy-ring Marasmius) is the source of this 540-nucleotide messenger RNA. RefSeq lists its product as uncharacterized. Lineage: Eukaryota; Fungi; Basidiomycota; Agaricomycetes; Agaricales; Marasmiaceae. Gene Ontology annotation, cellular component: cytoskeleton; Arp2/3 protein complex. Gene Ontology annotation, molecular function: actin filament binding. Gene Ontology annotation, biological process: Arp2/3 complex-mediated actin nucleation; regulation of actin filament polymerization. Bases 1 to 540 code for a protein of 179 amino acids. The record is from RefSeq and is a predicted model, not a curated record. The transcript has 4 exons.
AUGCCUGCCUAUCAUUCCUCAUUCAACGAAGUUUCAGAUGUGCGACAAGUUGGAAACAUGUCUAUUCUUCCAAUAAAGACCAAAAUCAGGGGACCUUCUCCCAUCGCCGACCCAGAACAGCCAGAUAUUAUAGACGAAACUCUCGACCUCUUUCGCGCAAACUCUCUAUUUCGCAAUUUCGAAAUCAAAGGACCAGCAGAUCGCACACUUAUUGUCCUCAUACUCUUCAUUUCCGACUGUUUAGCCAAGAUCGGAAGCGCAAAAACGACACCCGGUAAAAUCGAGGCUAGGAAACACUUGAACACGUUAUCGGUGGACAGUUUCGCCAUACCAGGAGAUGCUAACUUUGCGCUGAACGCACACUACGCUGCGCCUUCAAGCCGCGCCGAUGCUGACUAUCUGCGGUCCUAUCUUACUCAAGUCAGGCAAGAGUUGUCGGAGAGGUUAAUCGUUAUUCUGUAUGGUGACGGAGAUAUACCCAGCAAGUGGUGGAUGUCGUUCCAAAAGAGACGAUUCAUGAAUCGGAGUCUUGGCCAAUAA